Messenger RNA from Fimicolochytrium jonesii, 2933 nucleotides. RefSeq names its product Cullin. Gene Ontology annotation, biological process: SCF-dependent proteasomal ubiquitin-dependent protein catabolic process; protein ubiquitination. The record is from RefSeq and is a predicted model, not a curated record. Gene Ontology annotation, cellular component: SCF ubiquitin ligase complex. The transcript has 11 exons. Bases 366 to 2759 code for a protein of 797 amino acids. NCBI's taxonomy places the organism in Eukaryota, Fungi, Chytridiomycota, Chytridiomycetes, Spizellomycetales, Powellomycetaceae. Gene Ontology annotation, molecular function: ubiquitin protein ligase binding.
GAAAGAGAACGCGGCGCGAACUGGGUUUAUUUAUUUUGUGCACAGUACAGUACAGUACGUGCACACUUAUCCGAUCCCUUCCGCAGGCCUGCUUGGCAUACCAAACAGCCAAGCUGCCAGAAACAUCGGUAAUCGCUUAAGAUUCCCACACGUCCGAACGGCCUGCCUCCCAACAACCGUGCGCUUCAGAGGUCCUGCGAAGGCAUAGCAGUCCUCGUAUCGAUUCCCUCUCACUUUCUGUCCGGGACUUCGACCUUGGAUCCUUGCGAACGGCCCCUCGACACCGCAUACUGGCACAGCAGACAGGCCCAUUCUCCUACGGUCCUCAAUUCAAGUUGUAACUAAUCGUCCGACGCUGAUCAACCAUGCCGUACGACUCGAGAAGUACCGACCUGGCGGUCACAUGGACUACCUUAGAGGCUGGAAUAGAUUCGAUCAUGAACAAUCUCAGCGAUGGACUCUCAUACAAGAAGUGGAUGGAUUUGUACACCAUGAUCUACGAUCACUGUACAAGUAGUCGGAUGAGCAGUACGUCCGGAGCUGAGGCCCCGUUACAUGGUUCUACAGCAAAUCGAGGCGCUAAUCUCAUGGGAGCAGAGCUUUACAAUCACUUGAAGACCUAUCUUCAAAACCACCUCGAUCAGUUACGGAAAAACACCGAGCAACAAAUGGACGAGGACCUGCUUGCCUGCUAUACCCGAGAAUGGAAAAGAUAUACCACCGCGACCACCUACGUACAUCACAUCUUCGCAUAUCUGAACAGGCAUUGGGUGAAGAGGGAGCUCGAUGAGGGACGGAAGACCGUGUACGAUGUCUACACGUUGACCCUGGUGAACUGGCGGGAUUCAUUCUUCGGUGUUGGGACCUCGACCUUGCAAAUGAAAGUCAUGGAUGGCGUUCUGAAGUUGAUUGAGAAACAAAGAAACGGAGAGACCAUAGACACCAACCUUAUCAAUGGGGUGGUCGAAAGCUUUGUCUCACUCGGUUGGGAUGAGAACGACCCAACAAAAUCCACGCUGGAAAUCUACAAGCAGUUCUUCGAAAUCCCGUUCAUUGCUAAGACUGAGAGUUACUACAAGAUGGAGAGUGAACGCUUCAUCAGUGAGAACUCUAUCGUUGAUUACAUGAAAAAGGCUGAAGCCCGACUGGCGGAGGAAGAAAACCGGGUGCAAAUGUACUUGCAUUCAUCAUCUCAAAAGCCGUUGAUCACAUGUUGUGAAAGCGUGUUGAUCGAAAGCCACACUGGGCCGAUACAAGAGGAGUUCCAGAAUCUGUUGGAACAGGACAAGAUUGAAGAUCUUAGCCGAAUGUACGGCCUUUUAUCACGCGUACCAGAGAGUCUGGAAAAAUUACGGCACACAUUCGAAGUCCAUGUGCGGAAGCAGGGUCUGAGUGCAGUUGAGAAGGUUGCAGAGUCAGCGUCUGCGCCACCAGAAGGGGAAGACGAUGAAGAAGAGGACAAAGACUCAAAAGCAAAGGCAGCGCAAGGGCCUAAGAAGCCAGGAGAUGUGGAUUCAAAGGUCUAUGUCGAUGCCCUGCUUGACGUGCACAGGAAAUACUCCUCCCUGGUGGAGACUGCUUUCAAGGGAGAAACCGGAUUUGGUGCAUCGCUCGACAGGGCAUGCCGAGAAUUUGUCAAUCGCAAUGUUGUUUGCGAGAAGAGCUCAAGCAAAAGCCCGGAGCUUCUUGCGAAGCAUUGCGACUCUUUGCUGAAAAAAGGCAGUAAGAUCACGGAUGAGCUGGAGAUUGAGGAGGUGCUCAACAGCGUGAUGACGUUGUUCAAAUAUGUCGAGGACAAGGAUGUGUUUCAAAAGUUCUAUCAGAAACAACUUGCUCGUCGUCUGGUCAACCAGCUUUCAGCCAAUGGAGAUACGGAAGAGUCCAUGAUCAACAAGCUGAAAGACGCCUGCGGUUUCGAAUUCACAAGCAAACUGCAGCGGAUGUUCCAAGAUGUGGCGCUGAGUAAGGACUUGAACGACCAGUUCAAGGAACAAAUGGCGCGGAGUCACGAGAAAGGCGAUUUGCCUGAUUUCCAGAUCCUGGUUGGAGGAACCGGGCAAUGGCCUCUGAACGCGACCACAACCAAAUUCAACAUCCCCGAUGAUCUUUUGAAAACCUACGAACGCUUCCAGAAGUUCUACCAACAUAAGUUCUCUGGGAGAAAACUCAACUGGCUCUUCCACCUUGGGCGAGCUGAACUGAAAGCGAACUUCGUCAAGCAAAAUAAUAAAACCCCAUAUACCUUCUUAACAUCCACAUUCCAAAUGGGCGUCCUUUUGCAAUUCAACACCUCGACAUCGUACACCUUCUCGGAGCUCGAGACAAACACAAGUCUGGAUGAGCAAACCCUGAAGUCCGCUCUAUACGGCCUGAUCAAGAGCAAGCUGCUUAACGUGGAAGCCGGCAAGAAGAACUUCGACCCCAACACCCGCUAUGAGCUGAACACAUCGUUCAAAAACAAGAAAACACGUGUGAAGGUCGAUAUCCCCAUGCGUGCCGAGCAGAAGGCCGAGUCCGAUGAGACGCAUAAGGGCAUCGAGGAUGACCGUAGUAUGGUAAUACAGGCCGCGAUUGUCCGAAUCAUGAAAACCCGGAAAGUGAUGCAAAACCAGCUCCUCAUCACCGAGACCAUCGACCAGCUCAAAGCCCGUUUCCGACCCACCGUGCCAGCAAUCAAGAAAUGUAUCGACAUGCUACUGGAAAAGGAGUACAUCGAGCGGAUGGAGGAGCAACGGGACGUAUUCCAGUACAUGGCAUGAGACGUAGUUAUGCUCCCGCGUUUUCCCGAAGAUCCCCCCUGUAUCUGUUUCUUUUGUAGUUGCAAUCUAUCCUUUCCUCUCUUACCACCUAGUUUUUUUUUGCAUAGACGGCUAAUCAGUCAGAUUGACCUCCUUCUCGAUGCACAAUCCCCUCCCGCCAGGUUUCGUGACAGG